Molecule: messenger RNA, 1273 nt
Organism: Ricinus communis (castor bean)
Lineage: Eukaryota; Viridiplantae; Streptophyta; Magnoliopsida; Malpighiales; Euphorbiaceae
Product: serine/arginine-rich SC35-like splicing factor SCL30
Exons: 8
Coding region: 257-1054 (265 amino acids)
Molecular function (GO): RNA binding
Source: RefSeq, a predicted model, not a curated record
CGAAUGAUAAACCGGGUCAACCCAACCCGACUCAGAAUCUAAUUGGAGUCUAAUUUCUAGGGUUUAUAAAAAUAGAAAUAAAAGACCUCUUCGUCUUUAACCUCUUUGUAAAACGACAAAACUUGUAGAACUCAACAAGAGUAGUAUAAUACCAGUGAGCAAAAUCAACCUUCAGAUCUAAGUAUAACAGCUUCGCUUGAUCGCUUCUCUCUCUUGAUAAUCUCUUUUCUCUUUAUCUUCGUCACAGGCGCAUAACAUGAGAAGGUACAGUCCACCCUAUUAUAGUCCUCCCAGGAGAGGGUAUGGGGGCCGAGGAAGAAGCCCGCCAAGGAGAGGACAUGGAGGUGGUGGUGGAUAUGGGAGACGCAAGGAGCAGAAUCAUGGAAGUCUCCUGGUUCGAAACAUCCCUCUGGAUUGCCGACCAGAAGAACUUCGAGCUCCAUUCGAGAGAUUUGGAGUUGUUAGGGAUGUGUAUAUUCCAAAGGACUAUUACACAGGAGAACCUCGUGGGUUUGCAUUUGUGCAGUUUGUAGAUACAUAUGAUGCCAUGGAAGCUCAGCAUCGUAUGAAUGGGCAAAUUUUUGCUGGAAGGGAAAUAUCUGUGGUGGUAGCUGCAGAGACAAGGAAGAGACCUGAGGAGAUGCGCCAAAGGUCUAGGAUUGGAAGACCAUCAGGCUAUGGAGGAAGAUCAUCUUAUUAUGGACGCUCCCGGUCUCGUUCAUUAUCACACUCCCCUCGACAUCAUUUAGGUUCUAGGUCUCGAUACCGCUCAAGGUCAUUCUCUCCUGCACCGAGACGGCGGGACUAUUCUGCUUCCCCUGGUCGAAGGCAUGCAGACCAUGCCAGAUCUCCCAGUGGUCUUCCCCCAGGGCGAGAUGGCGACCACAUUCACAGGUCAUAUUCGCCAGGUUAUCGCCCAGAUGGCCCAGAUGGAUAUGGCCCUGGUUAUGGCGAGAAACCUGCAUAUGAUCCUGAGGAAGCACGAGCUUGGAGGCCAUCACCCUCUGGAUCUAGAUCUAGGUCAGCAGAUUUGUCACCCAGGCGCAGCAGAUGAAACAAAACAAAACGGGUAUAGAGGCUGUCAUUUGGUUGCCAAUUUCCAUUUAGUGGAUUGGUUGUAACAUGAUUUUCUAUAUCGAAUUAAAAAGUUGAAUCAUCCAGUCGAAUGUUAAGUUUUCUGAACCUUAAAUACUUGUUUUCAGGAGUUUCCUGUAAAGAAAACCAUGUUCAUGUUAGUAGGCCAAUGAGAUAGUCCCAUUUACCAUGUCAAAAA